This is a messenger RNA of Dibothriocephalus latus, 1224 nucleotides long. NCBI's taxonomy places the organism in Eukaryota, Metazoa, Platyhelminthes, Cestoda, Diphyllobothriidea, Diphyllobothriidae. The record is from the annotation of a GenBank genome assembly.
AUGUGUCAGGCAGAUGAUCACAUAAUUAAUCACGUAUUUCAAAACAAACCGGAAGAACGAGCAAGGCUUAGUAAUAAAACAAGCGGAGAAGCGCUCGAUACAAUGGAUUACCGCACUUGUGAUGCCAUGAAGCGGCUCAACGCCAUGAAACAUCAAUCACAGAAAAAACUUGAGCAUUUAAAUGAUUUAAAGAGGCAGUAUUGCGAAACCUACGCUACGAAGGUCCGAAUGGACAACGUCAUGAAGAAUUCCGAGGUCGGAAAGCAGCUGCGUGAGCUUGAAAAUCGAUUGGACAAGGCUAAACUUAAGUGUCAAGAGGCUGAACACAUUCAAAGUACUUAUGAACAAAUACGGAAUAGACUCGAAGAGGAACAAUUAGCAUUUCCUAAAAGCCUAGAAAAUAUGGAAUUAGAGAUCAAAAAAAGUCAAGCUGAGGUUGCAACUCUACAGACCAUGUAUGCUGACGCCGUGCUUGCUAAAGAUGCAGCAAUGCAGGAAAUGCGGUAUCAGGAGGACGUGACUAAAGCCGAAAGAAAGCGGAGAGAAAAUGAACUCAGUUCAAUGAGAAGAGUCGUUGAAGGCAAAAAAUCUGUAGUAGACAAAAAUGACAAAAGAGUUGUCUCUGCGGCGUCUGGUGAAGGUGCGAGCGGCGAAAAUGCCGACAGUCUCUCCCUGCUUGGCCCAACUGAGGAUCAACUUGCACGAAUAAAAUCUUAUGAAGACAUGUUCGCCAUUAUUAAAGACGCCACUGGAGUGUCCGAUGUGGACAAGAUGGUCAAGCGUAUGGAAUCGCUAGGCGAGACUCUGGAACACCUUACAAAGAUGCAAAAUGACGCGGGAGCCGAACAAGAAACAGUUGGUUUGACACAAGUGGAAAAUGAACUGACUGAGGCCACGUACUUGCUGGUGCGUUGCAAAGCCGGCAUCCAACAGAUUGUGCAGAAGUUGAAGCCCAUUCGUGUGGAUGCCCUCGAGACGCCGGAUGAGGGGGAAGGCGGCACACCACCUACUGAAACAGAACCGGCCACCGAGGAUCCCGCUUCGGCUCUCCUAAAACUCUGUUCAGCCAAGGUGCAAAAACUCAUUUCAGAACUGAGCGAUGUUGACGUCGAGGAGCAACUCAAGCAACUCACUAAUGUGGAGGUACGUGACUAUGCCUGUAUGCAGAUUAGUCAAUUACAAGUAGGCCAGAUAGGUCUACAUAAAGCCUUUUGGCUAAAUUGA